Molecule: messenger RNA, 186 nt
Organism: Loa loa (African eye worm)
Lineage: Eukaryota; Metazoa; Nematoda; Chromadorea; Rhabditida; Onchocercidae
Exons: 1
Coding region: 1-186 (61 amino acids)
Source: RefSeq, a predicted model, not a curated record
AUGGUAAUUAGUCUUUCAUUAAUUCUUUGUGCUAUUGCUGUGGCUAUUACCGCUUUUACAAGAAAUCGUCAAGAACGUUUAUCAACCGUUGAUAGGAGUACCAAUGCUGGAUAUGAUAUUCAUUAUCAACCACCACGUGAGCAUGCCACCUAUUAUAUGGAUCAUUGUCGAGAUCGAAGUCUCUAA